AUGCAGAAAUCUCUUCCAACAUUCACCCUGUGCCGCCUGAAAACUGGGAUAUUGUGCGCAGAGUGCCACUGCACUGCCAAACAUGUUGACAAGGACAAUAAGAACCUACACCACAAGGAACCGCCCAGCAGCAAGAAGAAGGACAAGGAGCAAAGGGAGGAGGCUGCUAGUAAGAGCUGCACCUCUCCAAGGACCCCCUCAGAUGGUGACAGGGCUCUGGAGGAGGGUGUGGAUGACAGGAAGGAUGGCGAUGAGCAUCUGUUGGCUCGUGACUCAGAAAUGUCUGGAGGCACCGUGGUAGAAGCACAAGAGGACCUCACUGAUGGCUUUGGGCUGGGAGCGGAACCAUCGGGCUCAGAUGAGGGCCUUUGUGAGCAGCAGCUUUCUGGAGAGGUUAAAAUACCCUUUGUUGUUAUCCAACUGGCAGAUGGCACCCUGGUUGUCCAUGAGGAGAUCGGCCAAGUGUUUGGAGGGUAUGUGCGCUUUGAGGCUGCAGUGGGCGUCUCAGUGGUCCGCCAAGCAGCAGAGGCCAACGGUGUUGACUGCAGCUGGAUAAAUAGUCGGCCUGAGGAUACAAAAUUGACCGGGCGCCCCAUACAGCCCUUUGGCCUGAAGCUGGACACAGAGCACCUGGACAUGAAAGCCAGCGGAUGGAGAACCACGACUGGGUUCCUGCUGCGGCAGCCAGCCUCUGCCACCGUCACCUUCACUCCCGCCCUGGCCAAGUAUGGGCUGGCGCGGCUGCACCCGUUCCUAUCGCACGUCAUGGCGUUGAAGGAGGCGAACAGUGUGACUGCGGCCGUGACCCCGCUGGCCAUGCACAUCCCCUUCGAGGCCAUGACCAUUCGCGUGUCGCCGCUCAAGCUCCAGAUCAAGGGCAGCCGUCUCACUCGUGGAGCCAUCCGCUUGCUGGAAUUCAGGAAGAAGUCGGGGAAAGGUGGCGGCUUGGAGUGCUGGACGUCUGCGAUAGAGGCGGAUGUGUACAGGUCGGGCGAGCUGGUGUCCAAGCGCAUGGACGUGCUCAUCAGCAGAGACUUCCGCGUGUCCAAAGCGCCCCUGCACAUGGCCAUGUGGGGCCACGGCCGAGUGGACGAGGAGGAGGGCAGCAUCAUCGAUGCCAUUGUGGCCAUCCCAGAAUACACCCUGCACAUGGCAGGGCUCAUCGGCCUGCCCAAGGACUACAUGAUGCAGAUCAGCGCCAGGGGCAGCGCCUUCCGCCCCGUCAUCGACUGGUUCAAGGCGACCAAGACGCUGGGAGCGCUGAUGGUGGAGCGCAACGUGCCCACGCUGGGCAUGAAGGGAGUGCGCAAGUGGCUGGACAAGCGCUGCGAGAAGAAGGUUGCCAAGCAGGGGCCCGUGCCGGCCCCCACGCAGCCGUUGCCCUGGGACUACUUCCGCCGCAUGCCCCAGCGCCUCCAGGGCGGCCGCCGCCACUACGACCCACCCCUCCCCAGGGACAGCGGCCAGCCCGCUCCAGCCACCGCUGCAUCAGGCAGACCCAGCGGAAGGACCCUGUAUUCCAUGCCCACCAUGACGCCCGACCUGGCCGCUCAGCUGCGGCAGCAGGCGAUCGACCACGGUGGCAGCAUAGCAUCGGAGGACGAAGGCGAUGAUGAGGGCACAGAGACUGACAGCGAUGGUGAUGAGUGGCUGGUGGAGGACGAAGGCCGCCUGGUGCCUGCCAAGAACACUCUGCGCAUCGGACACCUCACAAAGCCAGAGGUCUGA
Molecule: messenger RNA, 1728 nt
Organism: Coccomyxa subellipsoidea C-169
Lineage: Eukaryota; Viridiplantae; Chlorophyta; Trebouxiophyceae; Coccomyxaceae
Exons: 10
Coding region: 1-1728 (575 amino acids)
Source: RefSeq, a predicted model, not a curated record